Messenger RNA from Cercocebus atys (sooty mangabey), 2928 nucleotides. RefSeq names its product diencephalon/mesencephalon homeobox 1 (gene DMBX1). Lineage: Eukaryota; Metazoa; Chordata; Mammalia; Primates; Cercopithecidae. The coding region runs from base 72 to 1205 and encodes 377 amino acids. The record is from RefSeq and is a predicted model, not a curated record. Gene Ontology annotation, molecular function: DNA-binding transcription factor activity, RNA polymerase II-specific; RNA polymerase II transcription regulatory region sequence-specific DNA binding. The transcript is spliced from 5 exons. Gene Ontology annotation, biological process: regulation of transcription by RNA polymerase II.
GUAAGCCAGGGGCAAGACAGGCUCCUUUCCGAUGGAGAGAGCUUCUGACCCAUCAGAAGGCGAAUGCCGCCAUGCAGCACUACGGGGUGAACGGCUAUUCGCUGCACGCCAUGAACUCACUCAGCGCCAUGUACAACCUGCACCAGCAGGCAGCCCAGCAGGCCCAGCACGCCCCCGACUACCGGCCUUCGGUGCAUGCACUUACAUUGGCUGAGCGCCUGGCUGAUAUCAUCUUGGAGGCCCGUUAUGGUUCCCAGCACCGCAAACAACGUCGCAGCCGCACAGCGUUCACAGCUCAGCAGCUCGAGGCCCUGGAAAAGACCUUCCAGAAGACUCACUACCCAGAUGUGGUGAUGCGUGAGAGGCUGGCCAUGUGCACCAACCUGCCUGAGGCCCGGGUGCAGGUGUGGUUCAAGAACCGCCGGGCCAAGUUCCGGAAGAAGCAGCGUAGCCUGCAGAAGGAACAGCUCCAGAAGCAGAAGGAGGCUGAGGGCUCCCAUGGGGAAGACAAGGCAGAGGCCCCCACUCCGGAUACCCAGCUAGACACUGACCAGCCCCCACACCUGCCUGGCAGCAACCCCCCUGCUGAGCUUCACCUGAGUCUGUCUGAGCAGUCAGCCAGUGAGUCAGCCCCCGAGGAUCAGCUGGACCGUGAGGAGGACCCCCGGGCAGGGGCUGAGGACCCCAAAACUGAGAAGAGCCCUGGGGCUGAGAGCAAAGGGCUGGGCUGCAAGAGGGGCAGCCCCAAGGCAGAUUCCCCAGGCAGCCUGACCAUCACUCCUGCGGCCCCAGGGGGUGGCCUCCUGGGCCCCUCCCACUCCUAUUCCUCAUCCCCGCUGAGCCUCUUCCGUCUGCAGGAGCAAUUCCGCCAGCACAUGGCGGCCACCAACAACCUGGUGCACUACUCAUCCUUCGAAGUAGGGGGUCCAGCCCCUGCUGCUGCCGCGGCAGCUGCUGCUGUGCCCUACCUGGGCGUCAACAUGGCCCCGCUGGGCUCACUGCACUGCCAGUCCUACUACCAGUCCCUGUCAGCAGCCGCUGCUGCCCACCAGGGUGUGUGGGGGUCCCCUCUGCUGCCUGCACCCCCAGCAGGCCUGGCUCCUGCUUCAGCUACCCUGAACAGUAAAACCACAAGCAUCGAGAACCUGCGGCUCCGGGCCAAGCAGCACGCGGCCUCCCUGGGACUCGAUACGCUGCCCAACUGACUGUCUGGCCUCCAACCCAGCCAGGGGUCUUAGGUGUCCCCUCCUAGCCCUGUGGUUAUCCCUAGGUGGCUCUUGAGGAGUUAACUCCAUGAGCACAGGGAUCCUAGGGCCUGGUGUCCUGUUCCCUGCUCCGCUUCCCCAUACCCCAGCCUGAGGCAAAGCCCACACCUACACACCCUCUGCAUGGCCCUGCCUGGACCCCAUGAAGGCCGAAUAGGGAGGAGGUCAGGGGCUGGGGUGCCCCAAGCUUCCCUCGGGGAAGUGAGAGGCUCUCCCUGGCUAGACCCCCAUCUCAAUACCACCUCCUCCCUUUUCUUCCUCCCCUUCUGCCCCUUAGUAAGUCUAUGUGUGGAAUGUGAGAUAUAAAUAUAAAUAUAUAAAGCUAUAUUUUCAGGCACCUGCCUGCCCCAAGCCCCCGCCCCACUCCCAUCUCUUCUUCCCUGCCACCCCUCCCUGCAGCCUCCGUGGCUUACUCCAGCCAUACCUUCUCUUUCUCCUCUCUCCUUCCUUCUUCCCUUGAUCUCCCUCUUCCUGUCUCUGUCCUGGUCCCUGCCCCCGUCUCAGCCCAGCCUCUGUAUUCUCCACCCUUGAUCUUUCUCCCUGUCUCUCCUGCUGCCCCUGGUUUCUUCCUUUGGUGCUGGCUGUGUUGGUAUCAUCAGUUCUUGAGCUAUAUUUUGUUUGGGGUUGUGGCUGGUUUUGGUUUUAGUAAUUUUGCUGCUUCCCGUUGCUCUCCUUCUAUUCCCUCCCUCUGCCCUGCCUGCCUGUCUCCUCCCUGCACCUGCGGCCUCUCUGGGAAGCUGUUCCUUUCCAUGCCAAAUAGAAGCAACAAGGCCCUAGCUGGAGACCCUGGGGAUCUGGAACUGCAGGCAGGAGGUAGCACUGGCUCCCACUCUCACCCUUGCCCAGCCUGGCAUCUAGAAGGUGUCACGAAUUACUUUCUCUUCUGUCUUCUCAGUUUUGAUGUCCUCAUCCCCAAGAUCAAGGAGGCAGUAGUCAGGCUGGGAAGGCAGUAGAAUGGCCGGCAUUCCUGCCUGUAAGCCCUCCAAAGACAGAGGCCUGGUGUCAGAGUUCAGCCAGGACUGACCACAGGGCUCUAGAGCUCUCUUUGGUGAGACUCCCCUGGUUGGCGAGCGGCAGCAGGGGAAGAGGUGCUCUCAGAAACAGCAGGACUGGUGCUCCUCUCCCACAAGCCCAGCCUCCACAUUCAGCAGGUACUGUGCAUGGCAGGAGUACGGUGACCAGGUUGAACUCUGCUCCUGAGCACAGUGAGUGCAAAGCAUUUAGCAACACAUAGGCUCAGGCUUCUGUAGGCUUCCUGUCCCACAGCCGAUUAUGGAAGUAAGGGCUUCUCUCCAACUAGUCACUGGAAUGGAAAACUGUUACUGUUCAUAGCCAGGAAACCCAGCUCAGCAAACUCCCUUUCAAAGCUGUGUGACUGGCUGGGCGCAGUGGCUCACACCUGUAAUCCCAGCACUUUGGGAGGCCGAGGCAGGCAAUCACCUGAGGUCAGGAGUUCAAGCCCAGCCUGGCCAACAUGUGAAACUACUAAUAAUACACAAAUUAGCCGGGCCUGGUGGCACGUGCCUGUAAUCCCAGCUACUUGGGAGGCUGAGGUGGGAGGAUUGCUGGAACCUGGGAGGUGGAGGUUGUAGUAAGCUGAGAUCAUGCCACUGCCCUCCAGCCUGGGCAACAGAGUGAGACUCCAUCUCAAAAAAAAAAAAAA